GUUGAGCCAACUUGCCUGGUCCUGGCGUUGCUCGUCUGCUACGCGAGAACUUGAAGACGCCCGCAGAAGAGGAAGCGAGUGAUCAGAGGCGGUUUUUUUUAUACCAGUUUCUCACUGGGCUAGACCAGAAAACAUUUCAAAGCAAUAUGAAUUAAUGUGCCAUUUAUAAUCAAGGAGUGAGUUUUGAUAUUUUAUCUUUAUUUAUUUUCUAUCUCAACUUGGAUGAUGACCUUAAGGUAGGCUACUUUUACGCUGCAUUAUUUAGUUGAUAAUAAUUGCACUGUUUUUAAAUGAAUGAGUCAUUCUGUACAUCCUUCCGUUUUAGGCCCUAUUCAUUAAAGAGUGCUAAAAGAGAAACGUGUCAAUCAAUCAACUUUUAUAUUUGGUAAUUUUAGGGCAUUCCCGAAAUAACAAAUAAACACAGGUGGAACAAUUACAUUAGUGGACAGGCUCAUGGAAUCCAUGGCGUUACUUAGCCGUUGAGAACGAAUACACUCAACUAUUCAACUCUCACUUAAUGUUCAUAAAAAACAAGUUAAAUGCUCCAUAGGAGAACAAAGCAAGGUGACAAUGGCCGAGCUAUAAAGGUGCAGAACAUAAACUUUUGGGCUGGUGGUUGGGCUGACAGUGGAGGAGUAGUAGGGUAACUGUUGAGUUUCAAAAUAAACAUUAGGUCUACUUAAUUACUUUAAUCACUACAGUCCAUAUGCUGAUAAUAGUGUAGAAUUUGAUUUCUGAAAUUAUCCUAUGGCAGGAAGGUUAGCAACCUUUAAAGGAUUUUAUUUUUCAAUCAUUAUCCACAUUUUGCUCAAUUUAUGAAGAAUCUUUAUUUGCAAUUGACUUAUCUUGCUAAAUUAAAAAGAGAAGCCUUGAAAGCAAUCUAUGGAACUUCUUACAGGUUUAAUUCAUGGUCAUUUCUCAUUGGUGCUUGCUAAUUGCAUCACAUGUUUAGCAGUGAACAUAAGCGCGGCUCGUUUCACUAUGGGGGGUUCGGCUGAACUGCUGAAGGUAGGUCAUUAUUCUCAAUGUUUCAAAAAUGAAAGGCUUUAAUUUCAAGGCUUUGCAUGCAGGACAUAGUUGAAACCUGCACUAUAACUGUUACAUCCUCAUAACAAACUGCUUUAGAAAAACAUGAAUGGAUAACCGCAUGGUUGUUGGUUCGGUGAUUUUAGCUAAAUUCCUAGCUACACGGAAAGUUUAGGUUUAAGACAGCAUAACCAACUUUUCAAGUUAAUAUUUGUUUAUCUUUUUGACAGUUUUUGGGACUGCUUAAUUGUUGACUAAUCUGCCACUAGUGAACCCUGGCCUCGGCCGUCAGCUCAGCAGCCCUGAAGGCCCGUGGUCGGAUCCCCGAGGGGCAGCACAUCGUGAGGGUCUCCCUGGAGCCGUCUCUCUGUCUGGAGCCGUCUGUCUGGAGCCGUUCUAAAGCCCAUGUUUCGUUCUGUGACUACUUCCAGAUCUCUUCCCCAGUGGGACUGGAAGCUUGCUGCGGAUACCUGUGAAAUAAACUGUUGACCCUCUGCCUCGUUCUUCAGGGUUUACAUUGUAGCCGCUAAAGGGUAACGUGAUUAACCAACGUGGACUUGCGUCGCCUAAUGAAUAAGCUCACGACCAAUUGUGACUUAAGAAUAAACCCCAUACACUUAUUACCGCAAGGCUGGCAUUUAGUGACGAUAAACCAGCGCAUCAUGAAGAUAAACCGUUGACUAAAAUGGUCCAUAAUAUGCGUUACUAGUAUCUGCUUAACUACUAUCAAGUGACCAGUUGUAAUCUUAGCUUAGCCUAGCCGUAACAGGGCAAUGUCUGCGCGCGCAGUGGGAGGCGUGUCAAUUCAUAAUGACGUAGACGAGUGCGACACGUGGGGCGUCUCGCGACACAUCUCCCCGACCAUCCAACAUGGCGCUGGAGGGACCUUGUUAUUGUUCUGCUGUCCGAUGUUCUUCAUCCUAAAGGAAGAGGAGGCCAGGCUGAACGGGGACAUGCGUGGAUGACAAAGGCGUUCCGACAUCAUGCUGAGAUCCACCGGGUUCUUCCGAGGCCUCGAGUGCCCGUUUUACUCGGACUCCACCGAGCUCCAGGCCGACAGACAGGGGUGCAACAGACCUUACUGUCACUUCAGACACAGCCGGCAGAGACGCGCGUCUCACGGCGCCGCCGUCGACAGUAGGAAGCAGAGAGUACCGGACUCCAAGCUCAAAGAUCAAGCGUAUGACCCGUUCAACCCGGAGGUGGUGUCACACAAAGAGCCGCAGGAUGGGGAGGACCUCAGCGGGGCCCUGGAGCUGGUCAACCAGGCCAUCAGGGAGGUCCAGAAUGAAGUUGAGCGAGAGAAGAGGAAACUUUCUCGGAUGGGUGACGACGAGUAUGAGCCCACAUCCAACAGAAGCCUGUCCACAGUGGAAGCUGUUAAAAAGCCCAUUCCCAAAGCAGUGACCUCCCAUCUGGCCUAUGACCCUGGGAGUUAUCAGAUGACCUCAUCAGAGUACAACCCGACCCCCAGCUGUAGCAAAUACACCCUGGAUGUGGACGUUAAGGGGGCCAACUCCAUGGAGUAUGUUCCCACGUCCAAGAGGAAACCUUGCCCCCGCACACAGGCCACACGGUUGCCCUCCCUCCCCACCCCUACGUAUUCAAGCAGCGCCUCGUCCAAGGGGAAGUACACUCUGGAUAACUCCAAGCCAACUACAGAUAUGGAAUAUGACCCGCUCUCAAACUACUCUGCAAGAAUUGCUGGCAAGCACAAAAAGGAAGAGAGUAUAAAAGAGAACAGAGCUUCAGCCAAAGCAAGGCGGCCGUCCACAGACAAGGAGUAUGUGCCGACCGCCAAGAGGCCCUGCCCCCGGGGCGCAGACACACAGAAGUACACGUGUUCAGAUACCGACGAGGAGAGCUCUGGAACGGAGUACCGGCCCACCUCCCUCCACCGCCUCAAGAGGAGGGAGGGCAGUGCAGCGGCGGCGGGGAGGAGGGACCCCGCCAAGGGGCCGGAGCCUCUCCCGCAGAGGGGCAGAGAGGGGGCCAAGGAGCAGACUCCCCUGGACCCAGAGGGGUGCGAGUCCCAGCCCCCGACGGACGCAGAGAAGGAGAGGCUGCCAGCCAAACCCAGUCUCAGCAAAACCUGCAAAUCUGAAAAGACUUUGAAAGGAGAAAAGACGAUGAAGGCGGUCGGCGGUAAAGUGAGCAGUAGCGAUAACGGCAGGAAGGAGAAGAGCUCGGCGAACAAAUCGAGCAAUGAGUGUGUGAAGAAGGACGGCCAAAGUUCAAGGAAGAGAGAGGACAAGAGGAAGGGGAAGGAGGCAAGUCCUAAAGUACCCAGAGAACUCAAAGAGGAGAAGAGAGACGUGGGGAGGAGUAAGGCUGUGGAGAGGCUCCAGGGCGACUCAAGUAAAGAGCGAGCCAAGGGGCGUGAGAACGGUGUGGCGGAGAGCAAGAAGGCCAAGGUGUCUGACAAGCACAAGGACCACCAGCAUAAAAACGGAAAACACGAGAGCAGCAAGAGGGUGAACGACGUGAGAAAGAACAGUAAAAACAGUUCCAAUACCAGCAGCAAAAGCACUUCCAACAGCGGCCACGGUAAGACGGGCUCUGACCACAGUAAGGUGAGGCACCAAAGCAACGCCCCGGAGGCCGGAAAGGUGAAGGAGAAACGGCGAGCGCCCAGCCUGAGCCACGCAGACCUGUUUGGAGACGAGAGCCCCGACGGGGCGGGCGCCCAGUCCGAUGAGGACGGGGAGGAGCAGGGCGAGGUGCUGGUGAGGAAGUCUGCGGACGCUUUGAAGAGACGGCGUGUGCUCAUGCAGCCGCUGAAGGCCCCUUCGUCGUCAGAGGAGGAGGAGGAGGAGGAGGGUCUGAGCGUGGAGGACGGCCAGGCCGAGAUGGACUUCUGUGGGGUGGACUUGUCGCUUUUCCAGGGGGACUUGGACUUCGACUCUGAUCCGAUGGAGGAGUGUUUAAGGAUCUUCAACGAAUCCAAAGACGUCAAGAAAGAAGACAAGGGAAGGCAGGCUAAACAGCCAUGCCGAGAUUCUGAAGAAGAGGAGGAGGAGGAGGGCAGCGAGAGCCCUUUAACCGGCCUCUUCCCCGGGCAGAGGAAGAGGGUUUCCCAUUUUGCUGUCCAAGGAAGCGUCGAGGGGGCGCUGAGGGCACCCGUGCGGCCGUCCCGGAGGCCCACGGCUCAGGAGAUCUGCUACCAGCGGCUGCAGAUGGCCCAGCAGCAGGCAGAGCAGCUGGCCGCCACCGUCAGGAGCACAUCUGUCAAGACCCCCGGAGCCAGGAUCCCCGGAGUGAAGACCCCCGGAGUCAAGACCCCCGGAGCCAGGACCCCUGGAGCCAGGACCCCCUUAGCCUCCCCGAGCUCCAGCUUGGCCGGCGAGAGGAAGAGGGUGGCUCACCGUCCCAGCCUGCCUGGGCCCUCCUCCUCCCAAACCGUGGAGCCAGCUGCCAGUCGCGUUCUGUCGCCCAACAGAACCCUCCCGGCCCACCUGUCUGUCCGGGCUCAGACAUCUGCCGGCAUCCUGUCCAAGACCACCUCCACCGUGGUGCAGAAGAGACUGGCACACACCCCCACCAUGAAGAGCUCCUCCCUGAAGAGGCCGGUCAUCCCCACAGAGUUCGGGGCCAAGGUGCCGACCAACGUCCGGCAGCGCUACCUCCACAUCUUCAUCGAUGAAUGUGUCAAGUUCUGCCCCUCGGAGGAAGCGGCCUUCCACAUGGCGCUGGACGAGGAGAAGGUCGUCUACGAUCGGAGCAGCAGUAAGAACAUCUACCUCAACGUGGCCGUCAACACGCUGAAGAAGCUCCGUGGCAAGACCGGAGCCCCCCCGGCCCCGCCCCCCAAGGCGGUGGGCUCUGCUGCUCACCGUAGGACCAUGACCCAUGAGGAGGUGCUUGGCGGGCGGAUGGCAGCCACCACCAGCUUCACCCUCAACAGGACGGGCAGGCAGAGCGAGGAGCAGCCCUGCGGCGCGGCGUUGUACAGGAAGCUGAAGGCCUACCUGAUGACGGAGGAGCAGCUGCAGGAGCACGGCUACCCCCGAGCCAGCGCUGAGUCCUCGGGGAGGGCUGUGAUCCACAACCAGCCGGAGAGGAAGGCCCUGGCAGACGCGUUCUCAAAGAUCUGCUGUCGCUGCGGGGCUGAGUACAAGGUCAACGUGCACGGCAGCUGUGUGCGCAGAGAAGAGUGUAACCACCACUGGGGUCGCUUGAGGAGGAACAAAGGGGUCGGGGGCUGGGAGACCAACUACAACUGCUGCUCGGGAGCCGUGGGCACUCCGGGCUGCCAGGUGUCCAAGCAACAUGUGCAGGAUGGCCGUAAGGAGUCGGUGGAGGGCUACGUCAAGACCUUCAGUAAGGCUCUCCCACCCGAUGGCGACGGAGGGGUCUAUGCCCUCGACUGUGAAAUGUGCUACACCAAGCAGGGUCUGGAGCUGACCCGCGUGACAGUGGUCAACGCAGAGCUGAAGGUCAUCUACGACACCUUCGUCAAACCCGAGAGCAAAGUAGUGGAUUACAACACAAGGUUCUCUGGGGUGACGGAGGAGGACCUGGACAACACCACCAUCACUCUGAGGGACGUGCAGGCGGUGCUGCUCAGCAUGUUCAGCGCUGAGUCCAUCCUCCUGGGCCACAGCCUGGAGAGCGACCUGCUGGCACUCAAGGUCAUCCACAGCACAGUGAUUGACACCUCCAUUGUGUUCCCUCACCGCAUCGGCCUGCCCUACAAACGCGCCCUCAGAAACCUGAUGGCCGACCACCUGAAGCGUAUCAUCCAGGACAACGUGGAUGGCCACGACUCCAGCGAAGACGCCAGCGCCUGCAUGCAGCUGAUGUUCUGGAAGCUGAAGGAGGACGCAAAGGUCAAGAGAUGACCUCCGGGACCAGCUACUGGGACCCACAGCUACUGGGACCCACAGCUACUGGGACCCACAGCUACUGGGACCCACAGCUACUGGGACCCACAGCUACUGGGACCCACAGGCUGCUGGGACACACAGGCUGCUGGGACACACAGGCUGCUGGGACCCACAGCUACUGGGACCCACAGCUACUGGGACCCACAGGCUGGUGGGACCCACAGGCUGCUGGGACACACAGGCUGCUGGGACCCACAGCUACUGGGACCCACAGGCUGCUGGGACACACAGGCUGCUGGGACACACAGGCUGCUGGGACACACAGGCUGCUGGGACACACAGGCUGCUGGGACACACAGGCUGCUGGGACCCACAGGCUACUGGGACCCACAGCUACUGGGACACACAGCCUUUUCAUGGGGACGCUUCGUUAAUAAAUCCCUUUUUAACUUCGUUAAAGAAAAGGGCAUUGUGUUUAUUAGUGUAAUUAUUAGUAAAUGACCUAACGCGCUGUUUUGUGUUUAAAGCGUCAUAUGAAAAAGACUUAAGCGCUGUAAAUAUGCUGUAAGUAGUUUUGUAUACGUUCAUUUCUGUUUGUUUAAGUUUUCUAUUAAAACACAGAAAAGUAAUUAA
Molecule: messenger RNA, 6485 nt
Organism: Gadus macrocephalus (Pacific cod)
Lineage: Eukaryota; Metazoa; Chordata; Actinopteri; Gadiformes; Gadidae
Gene: rexo1
Product: REX1, RNA exonuclease 1 homolog
Exons: 16
Coding region: 2010-5867 (1285 amino acids)
Cellular component (GO): nucleus
Molecular function (GO): nucleic acid binding; exonuclease activity
Source: RefSeq, a predicted model, not a curated record